Messenger RNA from Enhydra lutris kenyoni (northern sea otter), 1180 nucleotides. RefSeq names its product sperm acrosome associated 7. Gene Ontology annotation, biological process: cytoplasmic translation. Gene Ontology annotation, cellular component: ribosome; cytosolic large ribosomal subunit; acrosomal vesicle. Lineage: Eukaryota; Metazoa; Chordata; Mammalia; Carnivora; Mustelidae. Gene Ontology annotation, molecular function: rRNA binding; structural constituent of ribosome. The record is from RefSeq and is a predicted model, not a curated record.
AGGGUCUUAAGGGAAGGUCUUCCUCCUUGGCUGGAGGGAACAUGGCAGGGAGCAGAGGAGUGACCCUGUUCGUCCUGCUGCUGUCCUGCUGGCGAGAAGCCAGGCUCCAACCCAUCAACAUGACUUCAGAUGAAAUUCUAGUCCAAGAGAUGUUGGACCCAAAUAAAUCAUCAAUGGCUGGAAAGCAAAGGACACCAUCAACAUUACCAACAAAACUGUUCACAGAAAAAAAUCCCAUCCUGGACGAGAAUUUCCAAGUUGGUGCUCCUCAGAGUUACCAUGGACUCUCCGAUAACCCACAGUUGUCUCUUGGCAGUGAAGACAAAAUUUUCAAUAAUGAACCCAGCAUUGAUGAGAGUUAUCAGAUCGGCGGUCCUGAGGGUUUUGGCGAGUCCCAGUUUUCUGGCGUGGAUUUUGCGGCCAGUGAGAAAGUGGCCAUCGGACAACAACUCCAGCAGAACUCAGACCCUCCACCUGCAGCCCGCAACACCCAUGCUGCCCCCCCGAGGUCGGAGCGCCUGGGAGGCCCGCGACAGGCAGCCCCGGAAGCUCUCUUUGCCACAUCUACUGUGAGGAUAAAGACCAUUCUCAGCAAUCAGACUGUCGACAUUCCAGAAAAUGUCGACAUCACCCUGAAGGGAUGCACAGUUAUAAUGAAGGGCCCCAGAGGAACCGUGCGAAGGGACUUCAAUCACAUCAACGUAGAACUCAGUCUUCUUGGAAAGAGAAAGAAGAGGCUCCGAGUGGACAAAUGGUGGGGGAAUAGAAAAGAACUGGCUACGGUUCGCACCAUCUGUAGUCACCUACAGAACAUGAUCAAGGGCGUUACACUGGGCUUCCAACACAAGAUGAGGGCUGUGUAUGCUCACUUCCCCAUCAACGUUGUUAUUCAGAAGAAUGGUUCUCUUGUUGAAAUUCGAAAUUUCUUGGGUGAAAAAUACAUCCGCAGGGUUCAGAUGAGGCCAGGUGUUGCUUGUUCUGUAUCUCAAGCCCAAAAAGAUGAGUUAAUUCUUGAAGGAAAUGACAUUGAACUUGUAUCGAACUCAGCUGCUUUGAUUCAGCAAGCCAUAACUGUUAAAAACAAGGAUAUCAAAAAAUUUUUGGAUGGUAUCUACGUUUCUGAAAGAACAGUUCAGCAGGCUGAUGAAUAAGAUCUGAGUCGUCCAUCUGCAGAAACAGC